GAUAUUUUGCAUUGUAUUUGCUGCCAAUUUCAUGCAUUGAUUCUAAGAAUCGCGACGACUGCAUAAACAACAUCGACACCGGCAUGCGAGACAUAAACAGAGCUCUGGGCACUGCAAUUGCAAUUCGGCUGGCACAGUUUCACGCGAUCGUUUGUCUCGUAAAGAGCGUUUGUUUCUAUCGUCACUUUUUCCACAUUUGUUGCGUUCCUUGUGUGUAUUGACAUCGUAUAUUUGUUAGAAAAAGCAAAGUUCACAACACAAAAUUCAAACGAAAAACUGCAUUGCCUUUGACUUAUUGUUUACAAUCAAAAAGUCGCAACAAGGAUGUUGCUGCACGAUUCAAGGAAAGUGGGCACCUAUGACACGGAGCCCGAAAGGAUACGCCUACAAAUACAACAUAUUUCACAAUGGUUGAAAGAAACCCCUAAUGUGAACGCCAAUACUGACUUUGGGAAUUUGCUGUUCUUUUUACGAAGUUGCAAAUAUGAUUUGGAACGAACAAAGAAAAAAAUAAAAAACUUCUAUCAAAUGCGUGCGGAGCGUGUAGAAUGGUUCGCCAACAGAGAUCCCUUUUUACCAGAAAUACAAGCACUUCUGAAGUUGGGUGUAUUUCUGCCAGUCGACGGUGUUGAUUCAAAAAAUCGUAAGGUGGUUAUAAUACGUGCUGCUGCACACGAUCCAAAACUUCAUUCCCAAAAUAACGUUUUCAAGGUCAGUAAAAUGGUAUUAGACUUACUACUAAAAUUUGAGCCAGAUAAUUGUGGACAAGGUAUUGUGGGUAUUUUUGAUAUGACGGGCGUUCAGUUGGGCCAUGCUCUGCAAUUGAAUCCGAGAAUGAUAAAACAUUCUGUUGAAAGUUGGCAAGCUUAUCCAUGCCAACCAAAGCUCUUGGAGUUUAUAAAUGCGCCGACGCACGUGAAUAUCUUUCUGAAUACUUUCAGAUUAUUUAUGACGCAGAAAAUGCGUUCUCGCGUUGUUGUACAAAAACGUUCAACUACAGUUGAGUGUGCUGAAUUACCGAGAGAUAUUGGAGGAAACGGACCUAGUUACAAGGAACUUGCUGCGAAAUGGAAACAACUAGUGGAGGAUAACAUUAACUUCUAUCAGGAGUAUGAAAAAUACAAAAGUAUAUUGCCAACUUGAACCAAUUUCGUAAACCGUCGAGAGGAGUAAUGGGAAAUACCACUCGUUCGCAUUCAUUCCUCUUAUAUCAAAUACUUUGUGUUUUAUUUAGUAUUUAGCAUUUAGCAAAAUUAUAUUGAUUAGGAUUAGUAGCACUUAAAAUGGCACUGUAAUAACUAUAUAAAACCUCUUAAAAUGCUAGUGUAUAUAUAUGCUUUCACACAAAAAGUAAGAUAUAAUUAAGUUUAGAUUAUUUAAUUUAUUGCAUACGCAUACAUAUGUAGGUAUAUGGGUAGUAUUUCAUACAUUUUAAUUCAUAUUUUUAAUUGGUAUAUAUUUUAUUUCUAAGCUGUAAGAUUACAUUGUUAAUAUAGAUAUUUUUAAAUAAAUGCUGUAUAUACUUGUAUGUGUAUAAAUUAAGUAUGAAAAUAUAUAUUUCUUAAUUUUUAUUAAUAUUAGAAUUAAAUUUACAUAUGUGUAUCCUUUUCAAAUACACAUCUGUGUAUAUAGUGUGAUAUACUAAAUUAAGUAUGAAAAUGAAUGUACCUUACAUACAAAGUCUUCUUGGUUCGGAACCUUUCGCACAGUAAUAUUCGGAAAUAAAAGUAUAUUUUCACGAAUCUGCUAGGGAGUUUUCGACAAAAUUUAAACUAAUCUACUUGAUUUACCAAAAUAUCCCACGCUCAUACUUUGGCUAGACGCUUUACCGAGUUUGUCUUACUAGUUUUCUCUUCAUAAAUGUUGGAAGAUUUUAAAUAACCAUAUCUACAUAUAUAUAAUAUAAGUGCAUUUAAAUGUACCUGUUUAUGUCAUUAGUUAAUUAUAUAUAUGUUUCCUGUCAA
Bactrocera oleae (olive fruit fly) is the source of this 1964-nucleotide messenger RNA. It is a transcript of the gene pinta, whose product is annotated as prolonged depolarization afterpotential (PDA) is not apparent. The record is from RefSeq and is a predicted model, not a curated record. Lineage: Eukaryota; Metazoa; Arthropoda; Insecta; Diptera; Tephritidae. Gene Ontology annotation, molecular function: phosphatidylinositol bisphosphate binding. Gene Ontology annotation, cellular component: membrane.